UAGUUUGACAGUAUUCGUAGUGUAAACAAAACUAAAAUUCAGUGUAAAAAAAAGGGAAAAAAAAAAACUCGGUGGGAAGGAGUCAAAUAUCGUGAAAGAGAGAGAAGGAGACGGCGAAGAUGGGCGGAGGAGGGCUGUUGACGGUGGUAGAACUGUUCGGCGCCGCCGCGUUACUUGUUGUCAUUGCCAUUAUUUCUAUCAUCUUCUUCGAAGCUUACAAUCGCCGAUUCAACAAUUCUCAUGUUGAAGGUGAAGCAAUUUUCGAAGAUCCAAAUUCUCUUAAUAAGGUUCCAUGCCCUUCAAUAUUUGAUCCCGCUGAGAAGUAUAUAUCUUUGAUAAUUCCUGCAUUUAACGAGGAGCACAGACUUCCAAGUGCACUUGAGGAAACUAUUAACUAUUUGCAACAGCGUGGAGAAAAAGAUAAAUCGUUUACUUAUGAGGUGAUAUUAGUGGAUGAUGGAAGUGUUGACGGGACCAAAAGAGUGGCAUUUGACUUCGUCAGAAAGUACAAGGUGGAAAAUGUUAGGGUUCUUCUUCUUGGAAGAAACUAUGGGAAGGGGGAAGCUAUUAGAAAAGGAAUGCUUCAUUCUCGUGGUGAAUUACUUCUUAUGCUGGAUGCGGAUGGAGCAACUAAAGUCAAUGACUUGGAGAAACUUGAAAAUCAGAUUCUUACAGUUGCUGGAAAGGAGACAGAUGUAAAUGCUUCUGGUGGCGGUGAUUCGAGUUUUGGAGUAUGUGAUGUUCCUGUUGCUGCGUUUGGUUCACGUGCUCAUCUUGAGGAUAAGGCUCUUGCUACGAGAAAAUGGUAUCGAAACUUUUUGAUGAAAGGAUUCCAUCUUGUUGUUCUUUUGGCUUCUGGUCCUGGUAUCCGCGAUACGCAGUGUGGUUUCAAGAUGUUUACCAGGGCUGCUGCACAGAAACUUUUUGGAAAUGUUAGGUUAAAAAGGUGGUGUUUUGAUGUAGAGCUUGUCUACUUGUGCAAGUGGUUUGGCAUUCCAAUGGUUGAGAUAUCUGUCACUUGGUCUGAGAUUCCAGGAUCAAAGGUGAACAUGUUGAGCAUACCCAACAUGCUUUGGGAGCUCGUGCUCAUGUCUGUAGGUUAUAGGACAGGUAUGUGGAGAAUCACUGUCUAAGCUUAUUUGGUGUACGGUGUACCUUCUUGGAUGAAACCUUCUGGUAUACGGCAAGACAUCCAGAGCGGCUUUUAAACUUUCACAACAUGAGUUGCUUAGAGUGAUUGUCCUCUCAUCCAGUUUUACUGAUUCCAACCAAAGGGGCUAUACAGGUGAGCACUGAAGUUGGGUUGCCUUAUGGUUGCCAUUCAUUAUUGUAUAAACUGAAUGUGAAAUUCAUUUUGGAGGGAUCUGUACUACACUGCUACUAUACCUAACAAUAGCCAUCUAACUCGUGGUAGAGGUAGCUAUAGUGGAUAGAGUAAUACGCUAAGUUGAAAAUUGUAUGUCUUGCCUUGUAGUUUAAGUUCAGGACUUGAAAUUUGUAUUCGUUUCUUUUUCCUACAGCUUCACACAGCUAAGAAGAUGAGAAUUAUUUGUAUUAAUGUUUAUUGAGGCACUUCAUAAUGUGGCCAAUUUUGCCUUUCAUAUAUAUACAGUUGGAGAUUUUCCAUCUUUAA
Messenger RNA from Chenopodium quinoa (quinoa), 1633 nucleotides. RefSeq names its product dolichyl-phosphate beta-glucosyltransferase-like. Lineage: Eukaryota; Viridiplantae; Streptophyta; Magnoliopsida; Caryophyllales; Amaranthaceae. The transcript has 10 exons. The record is from RefSeq and is a predicted model, not a curated record. Gene Ontology annotation, cellular component: endoplasmic reticulum membrane. Bases 120 to 1133 code for a protein of 337 amino acids.